This is a messenger RNA of Drosophila albomicans, 702 nucleotides long. RefSeq lists its product as uncharacterized. The coding region runs from base 88 to 531 and encodes 147 amino acids. The record is from RefSeq and is a predicted model, not a curated record. NCBI's taxonomy places the organism in Eukaryota, Metazoa, Arthropoda, Insecta, Diptera, Drosophilidae. Gene Ontology annotation, biological process: positive regulation of voltage-gated potassium channel activity; sleep; regulation of synaptic transmission, cholinergic. The transcript has 3 exons.
CAUCAGAUCGCUGGCAGUCGCUCGUUCGUGUAGAUCGACAACGUUCCGUGAAUAUUUUUCUCAGUCACUAAAUUUGUAUAUUCGAAAAUGGUGUUCAGUGUAAGGAAUCUGUUGGGUCUAACCAUUCUGGCAGUAUUGGCCAGCACGGGCUACGCUAUCCAUUGCUAUAACUGUGACUCGCUAUUCAACUCUAAGUGUGGACAGAAGUUCGAAGCUGAAGCGGGCAAUUUGUUUGACUGCAGUCGCGUUACUCCUCCUCGUCAUCUCUCCCAAUAUUUCCAAGUUCGCAAUGCCACAGGCUGCAUGAAGAAGGUUCUGGAAGGUUUGCCCGGUCAUCAACAAAUUAUACGUAGUUGUUACUAUGGCGAUGUGAACAACAAGCAAGGAUGCCAACCGGAUACAAAUCUGCCUUUGGUCAAGGAGUUGGCUUGUGAUAUCUGCACCAAGGAUAAUUGUAAUGGUUCCGGCUCCUUGGCUCCCAUUGCCGGUGCAAUAAUCCUGUUCUUCGGUGUGGCCCGUUUGUUGGCUUAAUAGUGAGAUUUUCGCUUCUUCUUCUUCUUUGUAAUAAAACCACGUAGACACUCCUCAAGUAUUCUUCGAUUGAAGAAAUUAUUUUUAAAAUAUUGGAUCUUAAAAUCAUAAUGUAUACUAUUUAAAGAGAACUACUCAUUAAAGCAGCUGAAGUACCAAAUUGAAAAAGAA